CUCAAACUCCUACCUAAGUAACGUAGGUACUCUAGUCCAGUAGCACUUCUUAAUUUUAAUAUCUGCACCGUUGGGAUACUCAGGAAUUACAUAAAUUUACAUACAGAAAAAAAUGUUUGGUCCUUCUUAUAAAGAUUUUAUCUGAAGCAAAGUCCUAUUUUAUGAAAAAGUGAAGGAAUGGGGAGACUAAAAUUUAACUCGUUCCUUUGGGGAAUAAUCAUUGCUUCAGCUACGUGGAGUAUAUCGUUGUAUUUGUACUGGUUGUUAAAUACGAGUGGUGAGAAUGUUUCAAACCACACUGAGAACAGGUUUCGUUACCAUCUAGCUAAUAUGGAUGAAAAGGAUCGAAUAAAAAACAAUGACAAAUCUAUUGCAGCUUUGGAGGGCAAGAAUUUGUUGUAUGACAACUCAAAAACAAUCAAUGAUCAGUUUGCUGGUAAAAUGUGGAAAUAUCAAAAAGGAAAAUCUGAAUAUCAAAGGAAGAUUAUGCUUCGGGAGAAGUUUGCUAAGCAGCUGAGAGUUAAAUCUCCCGCACAACCAGAUAAGAGCUUGGAAGAUCAAUUUGGCCUAAUUCAUAAUGCAGAAGAUGUCCGGAUCCGUGAAAAGGGAUAUACUAUGCACGCAUUUAACACUUUGAUUUCCCAGAGAAUUGGAAAUAAUAGAGGAGUUCCUGACACCAGAUAUAAAUUGUGUCGUUCACAAAAAUUUCAUCGGAAGUUACCUAAGGCAUCAAUCAUUAUUUGUUUUUACAAUGAACACUUUGAAACACUAAUGCGUUCGGUUCAUUCUAUAUUAGGUCGCACAGACCAACAGAAUCUUAAAGAGAUUAUACUUGUUGAUGAUUAUAGCGACAUAGACGAUCUUCACGAGCGAGUGCAAAAUGCUAUAAAUGAAUUAAAUAAUUCGGUGAAAAAACAAGAAGAGAUGCUAGAAUCAAAUAACAUCGAUGGUGAUAAUAUAAUUGAUGAUUACAUUAACGACGACAAUGUCAAUGGCCUAGGUAAUUUCAAAAAAACAACUGAGUUUUCCAAGGGAAUUUUCAAUAUAAGAUUAUUAAAAACGAAGAAGAGAGAAGGGCUAAUUCGUGCUAGGUUAUUUGGUGCAGAAAAUAGUGUUGGAGAAGUUCUUGUAUUUCUGGAUUCUCACAUAGAAGUGAAUGUAGAUUGGCUUCCUCCACUCUUGGCAAGAUUAUCUGAAGGUGUAGACGGCGUCCAUGUGAGAUUUUCACCGCGUGCAGUCACACCUGUCAUUGAUGUCAUCAAUGCUGAUACUUUUGAAUAUACCGCCAGCCCAUUGGUGAGAGGUGGAUUCAACUGGGGCCUGCAUUUCAAGUGGGAUAACCUGCCUAAAGGAACCUUGAAAAAUGAUGAGGACUUCGUGAAACCAAUAAGGUCCCCGACUAUGGCGGGUGGAUUGUUCGCGAUCUACCGCGAGUAUUUCAAUAACAUUGGUCGGUACGACUCCGGCAUGAACUUGUGGGGUGGCGAAAACUUAGAAAUAUCAUUCCGCAUUUGGAUGUGCGGCGGGAUUCUUGAACUCAUCCCUUGCAGCCGCGUCGGCCACGUCUUCCGUAAACGCAGACCGUACGGUUACGGGGAAAAAGAAGACUCCAUGCUACAUAAUUCGAUGAGGAUGGCUCGCGUUUGGAUGGACGAUUACGUGAAAAAAGUGAUAGAACAAAAUCCAUCAGCAGCCCACGUGUCCAUAGGCGAUAUAUCCGAACGAGUGCAGUUACGCAAUAGCCUGCAUUGCAAGUCAUUCAAAUGGUAUCUCGAUAAUGUAUACCCUGAGAUAGAGUCUGGUGAAGACUCGGCCGCUAAGAAAAAGAUCGCCGCACUAAAUGACCCCGAGAAAAAUAAAUUGCAACCUUGGCAUUCUAGAAAACGCAAUUAUACCGACUCAUUUCAAAUCCGCCUGAAGAAUACGUCAUUAUGUAUCCAAAGCAGUAAGGAUAUUAAAACUAAAAAUACUGGAUUGCUGCUGUCAAGUUGCAUGAGGACUCUAAAUCAGAUGUGGUUCGAAACAGACCGGCACGAGUUGGUUCUUGGUCGAAUAUUGUGUUUGGAUGCAACUAACAGCUUGUCCCCGGUGAUCGGAAAAUGUCAUGAACUUGGCGGGACUCAGGAGUGGAAACAUAAAGGAUCGGCUGGCAGUCCUAUUUACAACACAGCAGCAGGUAUGUGCUUAGGAGUGGAACGGGCGUACCGAAGCGAGCCACUUCUCCUAGUGAUCUGCGACAACCAACCGAGGAAUCAAUGGGACUUCAUCAGGUCUUAAGUAAUACAAAGAUCUCCUUCCUGGCAAAACGGCAAAACGAUUUUCAUAAUAGCAUAAUCUCAGUAGUUUAAUUAUGUUGAUGUUGGUACUAAUUAUUGUUAUUAUGUCGCACGGAACAUUUAAUUACGCACUAAAUGUUACCUAUCAUCUAACUACUGUGUGUGUAUGUGAGCGUACCUUAACAGAGCGUUUCAUUUAUCUGGGAUAGUGCGGAAACAUCUUUAAAAAAAAAGAGAAUAUAUCGCGUUGCUUCUAGCUUUAACAAAAAACUAUUUUUAUAACUUUAAUGAAAUUAAUGAAAUUAGUGAUUCAAAUGACUCAUUUUUACGUUUAAUUGAAAGUCCGACUUUAUUUCACAGUUUCUUUUACAUUAUUCGAUGAUCAUUUUGUGCUACAUUUGUUUUUCAGUGUGGUAUGUUGUUUUCCGGUUUUGCAACGAUAAACAUUUGAACUUGACACCAUAUCCUUUGGUGUAAGUUAUCUACAUAUUGUCCCAGAUUAAACAAAAACUGCAUAUUAUGUUCUGUUUAUUUAAUUUGUUUUCCGCCCAUAGUAUUUUUCUACAUAUAUUUUCUUGUUAUUUUCUUUUAACUUUAAUACGUUUAUUACAAUUCACAUGUUGUUUCUAUUUGUCUUGGUUGUUAGAGUUAAGGUAUUUCAUAGAAAGUGAUUUUAAUUUUCGCUACUAGUCUUCACUCUUCGUAUGAUUGCAAAAUUGGUUGUCUUUUUAAAUAGUAAACUAUUAAAUAAUAUUAAACUAUGCUGUGUCUUAUUUAGGAUGAUAUUUUUGACAGAUCACAGUGGAGUACAGAUACUGUGUAAUCGUUAAUGCGCAUAUUCGAUGAUCGAUUCUACUUUAAUUUAUAGAAUUUUGAAUCUAAUAAUAAUAUUGCGAUAAAAUUGUGUUUAUUGAAUUCGAUUUUGUCUAUUUCAAAACCGAUUUCGAUUGUCUGUGGUUGUUCGUUAUCGCAUUCACUAAAUCGGCGGUAGGUACCCAUCAAUGAAGUAAGAUAUAAUCUGUAAUCUGUAAUCCGGAAAAGAAUAUAUUUCAUGAAUAUAUACUUGUAAUAUAUUUUAACGGCGUGCACCUGCCAAAAUCUUCAUCCUAAAUUAGACAAAGUAUACCCAUUCCGAUCUUAUGAUAUUGAGACAUAUCUAAGGUGAUUUACAGUUCCGAAUUUGAAGUAAUUAACUUUUAUAUUUCAAUUCAAUUGCCACAAUCAAAGGCCUUU
Pararge aegeria (speckled wood butterfly) is the source of this 3509-nucleotide messenger RNA. It is a transcript of the gene Pgant35A, whose product is annotated as polypeptide N-acetylgalactosaminyltransferase 35A. Bases 178 to 2277 code for a protein of 699 amino acids. Gene Ontology annotation, cellular component: Golgi apparatus. The record is from RefSeq and is a predicted model, not a curated record. Gene Ontology annotation, molecular function: Notch binding. The transcript has 11 exons. Gene Ontology annotation, biological process: regulation of Notch signaling pathway. NCBI's taxonomy places the organism in Eukaryota, Metazoa, Arthropoda, Insecta, Lepidoptera, Nymphalidae.